Molecule: messenger RNA, 603 nt
Organism: Lolium rigidum
Lineage: Eukaryota; Viridiplantae; Streptophyta; Magnoliopsida; Poales; Poaceae
Exons: 1
Coding region: 1-603 (200 amino acids)
Molecular function (GO): enzyme inhibitor activity
Source: RefSeq, a predicted model, not a curated record
AUGGCGACGACGAAGCCUCGCGGUUCCCUGAUGAUCAUCUUCUUCGUCCUACUCGCCUCAGCCGUUUCCUUGUUCGUCGACGGCGCCGGCAGCGUCGCCAAGGAGGCCUGCGCCAAGACGCCGAAGCCGAGCAACUGCGAGGAGCUCCUGUCGUCGAGCCCCGCGGCCGACGUAACGGCUCUGGCCCAGGCCGCCGUCGCCGCCGCCGCCAAGACCGCCACCGAGGCCGCCGCCGCCGCGCGCGCGGAGCGGGACAAGCUCCCCAACGGCAAGACGCAGUGGCGGUGCAUGGACAGCUGCGCGGCGGGGUUCGAGGAGGCGGCCACAAAGUUCAAGCCCGGCGCUGGUGGCCCCGCCGCGGGAGCCGGCGCGAAGCUCUUGGAGGUGCUAGACUUCGUGGUGUUGGAUGAGGAGAAGGAGAAGUCCAAGGACUGGGAGUGGAAGUGGAGCUGCAACGAGUGCAAGGCCGACCCGACCGCGCCGGCCGGGCUCGUCGUCAAGAACAAGGAGUUCGACAAGAUCAUGGAGUUUCUGCCUGCCAUCCUCAAGCAGACGCCCGCUGUUGUCGCAAAUUCCACCAAGCCGGCGGCCACCAAGGCCUAG